Molecule: messenger RNA, 3048 nt
Organism: Felis catus (domestic cat)
Lineage: Eukaryota; Metazoa; Chordata; Mammalia; Carnivora; Felidae
Gene: ABRAXAS2
Product: abraxas 2, BRISC complex subunit
Exons: 9
Coding region: 42-1316 (424 amino acids)
Biological process (GO): protein K63-linked deubiquitination; mitotic spindle assembly; attachment of spindle microtubules to kinetochore
Cellular component (GO): nucleus
Molecular function (GO): microtubule binding; polyubiquitin modification-dependent protein binding
Source: RefSeq, a predicted model, not a curated record
GGGGCGGGGCCGGCCGGAAGGCUGCGUGCCCUCCGCGGGGCAUGAUGGGGGAGUUGGAGAUUUCCAUCAUGGCGGCUUCCAUUUCGGGCUACACCUUCAGCGCUGUGUGUUUCCACAGCGCCAACAGCAACGCUGACCACGAAGGAUUUCUGCUGGGAGAGGUAAGACAAGAGGAAACCUUUAGCAUCAGUGACUCACAAAUCAGCAACACAGAAUUUCUGCAAGUAAUCGAAAUCCAUAAUCAUCAGCCUUGUUCAAAACUUUUUAGUUUUUAUGACUAUGCAAGCAAAGUUAACGAAGAGAGUUUGGACAGGAUUCUUAAAGAUCGGAGAAAGAAAGUUAUCGGAUGGUACAGAUUCCGGCGAAACACACAGCAGCAGAUGUCAUACAGAGAGCAGGUGAUCCAUAAGCAGCUCACCCGCAUCCUUGGGGUGCCCGACCUCGUCUUCCUUCUCUUCAGCUUCAUCUCUACCGCCAACAAUUCCACUCAUGCUUUAGAAUAUGUUCUCUUUAGGCCAAAUCGAAGGUAUAAUCAAAGGAUAUCCCUUGCUAUCCCCAAUCUAGGCAAUACUAGCCAGCAAGAGUACAAAGUGUCUUCAGUGCCAAAUACUUCUCAGAGUUACGCCAAAGUUAUUAAAGAGCAUGGUACUGACUUUUUUGACAAGGAUGGAGUCAUGAAAGACAUCAGGGCGAUUUAUCAGGUGUAUAAUGCACUUCAGGAGAAAGUGCAGGCAGUGUGUGCAGAUGUGGAAAAGAGCGAGCGAGUUGUUGCGUCUUGUCAGGCAGAAGUGAACAAAUUGAGAAGACAAAUCACUCAGAGGAAACAUGAAAAGGAGCAAGAAAGAAGACUGCAGCAGGCGAUGAUCAGCAGGCAGGUGCCAUCCGAAAGUUCGGGACCGGCCUUCAGCCCCCGGAUGCCCUACGCUGGGCUUGCAGCCGAAGGUAGAAGUACGCUUGGAGACGCAGAGGCCUCCGAUCCUCCUCCCCCUUAUUCUGAUUUUCACCCAAACAAUCAAGAAAGUACUUUGAGCCAUUCUCGCAUGGAAACUAGUGUCUUUAUGCCUCGGCCGCAGGCCGUGGGUUCUUCCAGUUACGCUCCCAGCAGUGCCGGACUGCAGUGUCCCGGGAGCGACACAGACCUUCCUCCUUCCCAAAGAGCAGCUGGAGACAGUGUCGAGGAGUCCGAUGACAGCGAUUAUGAAAAUUUGAUUGACCCCACAGAACCCUCUAACAGCGAAUACUCCCAUUCGAGGGAUUCUCGGGCCCUGACACAUCCCGACGGGGGCUCCAGGAACACUCAGACCUCCCAGAUUUAGCUGAACAAGAAACUCUCCACUUAGCAUGGUUUUUCUUCAUUGCUUAUUGAGAGAGGUUUUUGAGGACUUAAUCUGGGGGAGGGGGGAGAACUGCUUUCUCAGAGCCCCGGACACCCAACAGGAGGGUCCCCGGGCACAGAACUAACUGGUAGGAGCCUCACGUCCGCCGGUUCCCACCUGCAGUCGCAGUGCGCAGGUUUCGCGACCGAAUCAUUAAGAUAAUCAAAUUGUCCUAAUUCUGGUGCGAUUCAUGGAUGUACUGGUAAAUUUAGGCAGAGUGAAACUUAUCAACAUAGUUUCUGUUCUUUCAAAUAAAUUGGAAAAAUUAGAGACUAAGCACAAUUAGUCUAUAAAUGUUCUAUAAAUCAAAAACUUACCUCUUGCACUAUCAUGCCUUGAAAUUUACUUUUUCAAAGGGAAACGAGUUUAGCAGCAGCCUUCAAAGAACCUUCUUUCUAUGAUGAGCCAAAUUCAUCUUUGCCAGAAAGAAAUUUUGAUAAUUCCAAGAAGCCUGAUUGGAACAAAUCGGAUGGACCUUCUCUUGUCUGCAUGACUUUGUGAGAUCAAAAGAGAGGGCUUUGUUUCAACUCUUUUCUACUAGCCUGAUAUCUGUUGUCACUUAAAAUGGUUGCCUUUAAAAAAAAAAAAAAUGUAGAGAUACUAAUUACCAGUAAGUAAUCAUCCAAAUAAGUAUGUCAUAAAAUAAAUUACUUAUUUUUCUUUCGGGGUAUGACAGUGACUGCUUUGUUGCACUAGCCACAUUUAUGGUCUCUGUUCUGGAGUCUUCCAACCGAAGGACACACAGCAGCAGAUAACAGAAAGGAGUUCUGCUCCAGACCUGCGCUUCAUGCGGAACAGACUCCAGACGCAGUGGAGUUAGCCGAGUUCGUACGUAAGGGAUAGAACGCAUUUAGCAAUUCUGACCAAUCCUAGUGUUAGUUUUAUUUGUGGAGGAAAGACGUUUGAAAAACCAUUUGGGAAUCUUGGUGACUAGAGAUUCGUUUUAAACCUGAAUAACCAUACUUAUUAUUUUUUAAAUUGCUACUUGGAGGAUAGUUGCGGAAUGCAUAGAGACUUUCUGUUGGGAUGCACUUCUAUUUUUAUUUAAUUACCGCUUGUUUUCUAGUUUUGCCCAGAAUGUGUGAAACCACUAAAGACAUUCAUGAGCGCGCUAGGUUCCUGGUUUGGAAAUGACAAGACCCAGCGUUUGUGAUGAGGUCAGCCCGCGAAGUUAACGCUUUGGGAUGUGACUGCCUUUCCCGUGAACUAGUUAAAACCUGUGAGGAUAAGAAAGGUUUUAAAAGAGGCUUAAAAUCCGGGUUCUGGAAAAGUAGUUUUAUUUCGUUGGAGAGAAGUCGACUCCCUGAGCUUCGGUUCCAAUACUAAAUGACACCGUGUAGACCGAAAAAUGAAAUGCUAAAAGUGCCGUUCUUCCGAGAUCCACUCUGGGGUCUGUACUUUCCUGCUGUCACGGUUUUGUUGGCCUUACACCACUGCCAUUCGAUUUGAGAUGUUGCAGACCUCUUCAUCUGCACAUGUGUUCUGGUUAUCGGCUCCCUUUAGCAGCUUCAGCACCAGUGUGAAUUUCAUUUUUUUAAGUGCCAUAGCCAUCUCCUCUGUUCAGAUUCUGACAUUCAGGAAAAUAUCUUUAUUUUUAUGCCAUACUGAAACCUACAAUGUGUAUCUGACAAAGCAGUUAAAUGUGACAAUAAAAACUUAUUUAAUCAUGGUA